AGCUCUGGCAAUUAUCGGAGGUGUGUUGCUUGCAGUAGGCAUCGUCCUUCUACUUGUUUGCAUAAUUCUAUGCGCGCAUGCGUGGUGCAUUUGGCAUGUGAGAGACGUAGAAACACAGACAAUUGAAACGACGGUUAUGACAGGAGAUCAGGUAGACGGAGACUGGUUUUCUUCUUAUGGUACAUCAGAUAAGAGAGUACCGAAUGGCGUUCUUAGAGACGGUAGACAGUCUAGCACCCUUAACAAGAAACACGUGACAAUAUCUCCAACUUCAAAUGAAAGUUUUACCAGCGGUUAUAUGUCUGGUAGACAAGGAGAUUCUUUAAGAUCUAAUGAAUAUUCAAGUUCUAAAGGAGGCAUGACUCCUGCGUCAGUAAAAUCCGGUCCCAGUUCAGUGUCGUCUGACAUGUCAACAUUAGCGUCAUUUGCAUAUUUAAGUGACCCCUCCGUGGCCACGCCUUAUAGCUCAUUAAAUCAAAGACGUCAAGUGCAAGGUGGGGGCAACGUAGUUCAAGUGCCAAUUCAUGUUCAAAGUGGAUACGGGUCAGUCCAAAGGGGUUCUGAAGGAGGGAGAAUGGCUCAAGUUCGCCCAUACCAGUCAGAACAAGGGCAUAGUCUUAGAUCAAAUGUCUUGCCCGCGAGGCGGCACUCAGACGAUGAUUAUGAUAAUACUGGUGAGAUGGUUUCAAUGUUGCCACAACAGACAUAUCAGCCAAACACGCAACAGCAGUGGCAGCAGUCAUGGCAACAGCAGCAGCCACAACAACAGCAACAACAAAAUUUAUACAACCAGCAAUGGCAACAUACGCAACCUCCGCCCCAACAAACAGUGUGGCAAUACAAAAAUACUGGCAAUCAAUCAAAUUGGCGCCAGACUAACCCCGCCUUUGAUGACCUUCCUCCCCCACAGCCAUUGACCCAGCCUUCACAAAGGCGGCCAAUGACAUUUGAGCAAAUCUCAUCAUCGAAAGUGAGUUUAUAUGACAAUAUGCAAAUGGCCAGACGGGACGAUGAGGAAUAGAUUUGAUACUAAAUUUUAAUAGAAUUUAUGCAAAGUUGGCUCGUUGCUUGACAACCCUUAAAGUGUGUUUGCGAUUGUAAAAUGUUAGUUGAACCGUUGUAGAAUAUGUAACACUAUUAAGUGAUAUCAAACGAAGAAAGUUAACUAUUUAUUUAGUCUUACACAAAGGAUCAUUUGUGAAUUAUUCAAAAAGUUCAUUGACAUCUUCUGAAAAGGGGACAGAUAAAGUUGCGAUGAUUUGUUGAAUAGUGUAUAAGUCUUAAAAGAGGCUGAAAGUUUAUGCAACAGAAGUCGUAUAUUAUUUGUAUUAACCGAUGCUGAUAUUUAUGAAUGGUGCUAUAAUUCCUGUAUUGUAUUGUGUUCAGUCAACUUAAAAUCUUUGUGUGUGUUUUUGUCAGUGGUUUGGCCUCGCAAAGGUCAAUGGCUUUGAACACGUGGAAGCAGCUAUUGAUCUUUGUAAGAUUUGCUGAAAGCUCACCAAUGUAUAAUACUAUAAGCGACACCCUAGUGGAAAAAACGAGAUAUUCUGAUAUUUUUUUUUCAUGGAUUAAAUUUUAUCAAUGUAUAAUUGAAACUCAAGGCAAAAAUAAAAUUAAAUCCAAAAUUUUAGUCUUCAAAAAACUUGAUGGCUUAUAGUUAAACAAUGAGUCAAAUCAGUAUGUUUGUUUGUUCUGAUACUAGUAACACAAUUAUCAAUAUAUUUUAUAUUGUCUAAGAUUAUAUUCGCUGUUUUAAUCAGUUUAUCAAACAUAUUUCUCAGAGGACUCAUAAAAUGCUAUGUUCUUUUGUGAAUGACCUUAAGACGGUCAAUUAGAAAUAGCAUCAGAAAAUGUUCUUUGAAAGUUUUGAACAGAAAAGGAGAAACUAAUGUUUUCUUGACAUUCUUUUUGGGAUGUAAAAAAAUGUAAUCUGAAAAUUGAAAGUCAAAGCUUAAGUUAUUCGGUUUGUGGAAUUCCAAACUUCCUUAUCAAAUCAAUUUGUAUCCUACAGUGUGUUUCACUUUUAAACAAUUUAAACAUGUUUCUGAUAAAUCUGUGCUUCGUUCAUUACUGGGGUACUAAAAUGAAUCUAAAGCUUAGGCAUUUUAAAGGAAAACAAAUUUGAAUAUAUUUGUUCUUGUUAGAAAUAUAAUUUGUGUAUCUUUUUUUUAAUUUUUGCCUCGUAGAAAGAUAUUUUUAAAUCAAAUUCUCUAAAAUGAAAAAGACCUAUAUUUCAAAAGCACAAUGUUUUGAUUUUAACUCGAUUUUAGAAUUGAUUUGCCGUUUCAGUCUGAUUUAAAAACAAAAUUUCAUUUCAUUUCCCCUCCAGCGUUACAUGCCAUUUCAACUAGAUAGUAAUGAUUGGUAAAUUAAAAUUCUCCAAGCAGCAAUAGAGUUGUAUAAUAUAUGCCCAAUAUCUUUGAAACAUUCUGAAUAUUUAUCACAUCAGUCAUUGAUCAGAAUUUUGGAAUGAGUCAAAGGGACUUUUGAACUAAAGCUUUUAUGAUUACAUAGACGAAAGACUUAGAUAAGUCAUUCUUUAAAUUGUAAACCCGGAUUGAAACAAGGUGAAAAUCUAUCUGUAUGUUUUACUGAAUUUUGAUUUUAUGGAUCUGUUUAUUGAUAUUGAUCUGAUGUCAUUAUAUAGCUACGAAAUAUUAGAGAAAAAUGACUGGAGCAUGUUUUAUGAUAUUAUAUUAAAUGUUAUGUUGUU
Molecule: messenger RNA, 2713 nt
Organism: Ruditapes philippinarum (Manila clam)
Lineage: Eukaryota; Metazoa; Mollusca; Bivalvia; Venerida; Veneridae
Source: RefSeq, a predicted model, not a curated record